AUGAGUGGAGAUAUUAAUAGUGCUCUUGUGCUGAAUACAAUAGUCCAUGUUAGCGGGAGGAGUUUGACAAUAAUUUUGCAGCUUGUAAAAGUAAAAGCUUUGCAGAAAUUGAAGAGUUCUUUUCAGUUGGAAUGGCGAUCCAUGUGUUCCACAACAGCAUCCAUGGAGUGGAAUUGGGUGAUGAAUAAGGAUGGAAUGCACAACCGCAAUGGGCUGGAAUGCAAUCAUGAAUGGAUUGCAGGAAUGGGGGAUGAGACAUCAAGUACGGUUAUUUAUGGUGUAUUAGAUGCUAAUAUCUAG
Molecule: messenger RNA, 300 nt
Organism: Lactuca virosa
Lineage: Eukaryota; Viridiplantae; Streptophyta; Magnoliopsida; Asterales; Asteraceae
Source: the annotation of a GenBank genome assembly